GGAGAGCAGUAGGUAGCAGUUAGGACCGUUUUAUCUCCGAUGCUUCCAUCAUGUGAGGGACACAAAGAGCGUCCUUAAUCAACAUGAAGUCGGAUUUUUUGGUCGAUGGUUGAUUCCGAGGCGCCGUACAGGCUGCUGACCGGGAGGAAUGCGCAGAGGUGGUCAUUUUCCCGGACUGGGGAGGUGGGAGGCGACGGCCACAGCAGUGUUGUGAGACCGAGAGGACUAGUGUCAGCUAGCUAGCAUAACAGAAGGACUUCCGGAUGAUAUUUUCAAAAUAAAAAAAUAUAGGUCGAGAACAUGUUCCGUAUCAUGGAAGUUUAAAAAAUACUAGUUUCACUGAUACAUUACAAACCUUUACAGACAAAGAAGUGGUGGGUUUAUGAGUAUGCUACAACCUUCCGUAUUACUUACCCCUUUUAAACGCAAGAUCGACUAACGUAGUGCUUUUACUUCAGUGGAAACCCAGCCCAACGAUUGUUAGCUCUUGCUAGCUUGACACGUACAAGACGGGGUGAAGUUACAAAGCCUCCAACCAAAACAAGACUUUACAGUCUGUGGUCGACAACGACGCCUUGUUAUGAAUGGGACCUGCCUCGUCUCGCUGUGUGUUCCUCCAGCCAAAAGCGUUUUAAACCGCAGGACCCGUCGUUUGCUUGAAGUCGGAGCCCCGGUGGAAAACACGGUUUGCCCUAUGAGAUCAACAUGUUCUGUCCAACACUGACAAACAAGAAGAAGCUCUUGUAGCCGGGGGGAGGAUUGCCUGCCCUGACUUUUCCUCCUCCUCCUCCUCCCUCCUGGGAUCAAUGACGGGACCCAACUCCCCAAGCCGGACCGGCACCUCCCCGGCCAAGCUGAGCAGACACGGCCGGUCCAAGAGCACCAGCUCACACUGCCUCCUCCGCUGCAGCACCCAGGAGGAGUCCUCCGCCUCUCCUCCUAAUAACAGCUCCAGGUCCCCCGUGGAGGAAGAGGAGAAGGAUGGAGGGGUCCUUUUCUAUGUUAACAGGACCGGUUUUCCCAUCGAGAGUGUAACCUGGGAGAGGAUGUGGUCCCAUGUGGCUGCUGUGCACCCCGAGGGGCAGGAGAUGGUGGACAGGAUACGAAACGCUGCAUACCUUCCGAAGCAUGCUGUCCCCUCAGUCCCGACCUUCAAACCGUCCACGUCGGUCCCGGACUGGCUGGUGGCCGUCCAGAACUACAUGAAGGCUCUGCAAUACAACCACACAGGGACCCAGUUCUUUGAAAUCAAGAAGAGCCGUCCACUCUGUGGGUUAAUGGAGACAGCAAGAGAGAUGAUCAGGGAGUCUUUGCCAAUCAAAUGUCUUGAAGCCGUCAUCCUGGGAAUCUACCUGACCAACGGGCUGACGUCUCUCGAGCGGUUCCCCAUCAGCUUUAAGACCCAGUUUUCGGGCCACUGCUUCCACCACGUCGUGUUGGGCGUCUACUGCAACGGCCGCUACGGAUCACUGGGCAUGAGCCGCCGCCAGGACCUGAUGGACAAACCGCUGACCCACCGCACACUGGGAGAACUGGUGGCCGAGUUCGAGAGCUCCUACAAGAGAUACCAGCACACUCUGAAGAAGGUGAAAAUUGGCCUGUAUGUGCCUCACGACCCCCACAUCUUCCAGCCAAUCGAGUGGAAGCAUUUGGUGCUGAAUGCUGCCCGACUGGGAGCUCAGGAGAUGAGGAAGGAGCUUGAGAAACACGGCCGGGACAUGAGGAUGAAGAUCCUGAAAUCGUCCAGCGCUCAGUCACCAAUCAAAGAGCGGAGCCGGGGGAAAUCCUUAUCACCACGGCGACGACAGAGCAGUCCCCAGCAGCGCUUCACACACCGCAGAGACAAAUCGCCGGCCUCGGUGGAGAGGAAACCUCCGGAGCUCAGCACUCUCAACGACGGCUACCAGAUCCGCAUCUGAUCCCCUACCUCACCCCCCAAGCAUCGCAUAAUCCGUCCGGCCUCCUCGGCCACCCUGACUCGAGUCUCCACCUGUUGUUUCGGCGAGGAGCCGCUGCAGAGUCACAAGAGCUUUCACGUUUCUAUCAUGUCGCUGAAGCACCUCCACUCUGACGCAGGAGCAGUUCAGAAGAAGCUGAUUUAUUUCUAGAUUUCAGGAGGCAGUUAAGGGCUGAGAGCGCUCGUGUCCUGAUAACAGACGUAACCGAGACCUUCUGUGACCCCUCAGUGACCACGAGUCUUAGCGAAGGGCUUCAACAGGAAGUGAUGAAGAAGAAAAGGUUGAUGAGAGUCACAACAAAAAGACGUUACACCGCUAAGAGUUUGUUGUGUUAUUGAGUGAAAUGAUCAGUUGAUCUAUAGCAGCUUCCCCUCUGUGAACGUAGGCAGUUAACAUCGUUUGUCAGGAGCGGCAGCUUUCCAACAUGGCGGUGUUCAGAGGCCUGGAGGCGACAGGGAGACGGAGCCAACGUGAGAUCGCAGGUGUAGCUGUUGUUGUUUACUCUCACUGCUCAACUACAGCAGCAGAAAAAGGUCGCUGAAGGAAAGUUUCAGGUACUCUGACUCUUCCAAAACCUUUUCCUGAACCAACAGCAGUUUAAACCCGACGAGUAAGUAGACUUCCAUAGGCAGCGUCUAUUGAUCAGAGCGGACGAGCGCAGAAUGAGGAGAGGACGUUCAAUAAGGUAUGCAGGGAAAUCAAAGACGCCGAGUCGAUAGAGAGCGAAAGGAUAGAAGAGGAGAGAAGAGAGGAGGGGGGGUGAUGUAGAGCGAGGAGUCGCUGCAGAAGAUCAGAGAACAAUCAGAACCAUCAUUAGAGCACUGCAGCAAACUUCCUGUAGCCCUCCUCCUCCUCCACCACCUCCUCCUCCUCCCUCUGUUGACACGUAACUGACGAGGGAACCACAGCUCUGUUUCCAUCCAAACUGCCUGAAGAACGGCAGAAAUAUUUGAUGCUGAAUACGACGACAGAAAAGCUGCUGAGCUCGUCAGCUGAGCUGUCAUUCACAGUCCACAGCAUCAUUUAUUUCACCUGGUUUCUGUGGUUGGAUGGAAGCUUAGCUGUGGGUUACACUUUACAGGUGGAGUAAUCUCACUGACCCCUGCACUAAAAAUGACUCCGCCUGUGUUGCUGCAACACGACCGAUCUUGACCGGUGGAGCAGGAAAACCUGAGGGCUCAUGACUUGAUGAGAGGGAUGAGAAACACACAGAAUUUCUUCAAAUGUUUGCAUUUUUCCUCUUCAGGCCUCUAAAAGUCCUUCAGACUUUUCCUCUUUGGUUAAACUGGACUGGACUCGACCUGAGACGAAGGGUCACAAUUCAACACAGGCCGGGAACCGCUGAUCCAGACCAGCAGCUUUGAGAGGCCUGAAGAGGUCAAAGUAUUCAGUUUGACACAAGAAAUAAAGCAAAUGUUAGAUCGUCGUCCCCUUAAUCAACGUGAGGUCGCUCAGAUUUUGGAAACUAAUAAUCUAACCAGACAUAAGACAGAUAUAAAUCGAGAGAUGUUUGAUGUUCGCAGCUGCUGCCUCCACAGCUGGAAAAUAAAACAACUGAGCUGGUCCCAGUUCAGCCACAGUUUGUCCACGCGAGGAGUGGAGGCAGAUGCUGUUGGCUGAGCGAACGCUGAUGUAGCGGUCUGUGCGGGCUGACGGCGGAUCAGGACCGCGGGGUCAGCGCCUCUCCAGAGCUCCCAGAUGAUCGUCUGGUCCCAAAAACACUUCUGUUUUUCACAUUUCUGCGUUUAAAUCUCCAAGCUCAUCAGCGACCGUGAGCGAUGCGCUCUGCUUCGUGUCCGUGUUCGUGUCUUUCAAUCACUCGCUCGUGUUUUCAGUUCUUCGCCGGAGACGAAUCAGAGUCAGGAAACCACAAAGUUGUCAGAGCAGCUCGAUGAAUCGCGCUCUCGCUCUGUGAAGCUUCGGUACCACGUGGCCUACGAGCGUCCAUUCAGCACUGUGUGCACUGCCUCACGCUCGCACGCGUGAUGAAGCGCUUGAAUUUGAUUGGUUUUUAGAUUCUCUGCCAACAUUUUGUCUGAGCUUUUCGUUCCAACGCCGAGCUAUGCACACGCUGCUUAGAGAGCGACAGAUGAAAUCCGAGUCUUCCACAACUCAAAGGAUGGAGGAGGAAGGUGUUCGCGGCUCCAUCGACACAGGAGGAAAUGACCUUCUGGAGCAGCUGAAAUAAAUCCUGAUCGUUUAGGAUCAGCCUGAGCUACAACCACUGAUUCAAGGUGCUGAGAGAAGCACAGACCAGAGACGGAGAUCUGACCACGUCUCCAGCUCCGGCACCAGCCAACCAGCUCCACCCGUUAACGUUGGUGCGUUCUACAGGCUCGAUGUUUGGUAGAAGAAGCACAACGCCGCUUUGCUUUCUGAGCGUUCGGAGUCCUGUUUCAGUCAAACGGACCAAAGAGUUGAUGCGUUUUCAGCGCGAAGGAGCAACACAUCAGGAAAGACAAAGAUAUUUUCUCACUGAUGUUUCUGUGUUUUUGGAAUUAUACAAAGUGGAGACUAAAGGACCUGAAGUUCACUAAUUUCUCUGGGUGCAAAAAUGACAAACAUAAAAAAAAAAACAAAAAAAAAAAACAGCAGUGACAAACUACCCGACGGCUCCGCAGGGACUCAGACUGUGAACCGCCUGAAACUGACGCUCGAUGUAGCAACUGAAUCUGUUUCUUAAAGUCGGUUUGCGAUAGAGACUCGUGUGCUCGACCGUUUCUCUGACUGAAUGUUUUCUUUCUUUGUUUUUUUUAUAAGUUUGUGUUUGACUUCGUUUGGGUUUGGUUAAUUGAUUGUACCGUAGAAGCACCGUGAAGGAGGUGUUCUUUGUGAUGGCCUUUGAUUUGUUUCCAAAGUGCUCAGACCACUUUUCUCAACUCCAGCUUGGUCCCAAACUGUACUGUAAAACGUGCCGUUCUGAAAUCAGCCAUUAAUAAGACGACUUUUAACACGCUGGACGCAAAUCCGAACAUCUUGAAUCUCUGCUUUGGCCCAUUUUAAUCAAUAAUAUCGUUCUCUGCUACCUGAUGAGCUCAAAGGUCGCUAAUCACUUAAAUCCAAAAGUUCCUUGUUGCAUAACGACGAUAAUGAAAUUAAAAUUUUUUGCUGGCCAAAAAAAAAAAAAA
Molecule: messenger RNA, 5086 nt
Organism: Chelmon rostratus (copperband butterflyfish)
Lineage: Eukaryota; Metazoa; Chordata; Actinopteri; Chaetodontiformes; Chaetodontidae
Gene: vash2
Product: vasohibin 2
Exons: 9
Coding region: 807-1919 (370 amino acids)
Biological process (GO): regulation of angiogenesis
Cellular component (GO): cytoplasm
Source: RefSeq, a predicted model, not a curated record